Lactuca virosa is the source of this 2075-nucleotide messenger RNA. The record is from the annotation of a GenBank genome assembly. Lineage: Eukaryota; Viridiplantae; Streptophyta; Magnoliopsida; Asterales; Asteraceae.
CUCACAUAACGUGCUACAUUCCCCAAAGGAGCAGCGGAGGAAUUAAGAAAUGGUAGGUGGAAACUGGUGGUGCUUCGGUGAUCGGAGGAGCUCCGGUGAGGAUGUGUCUGAUCUUGACCCGAUACUUCUGGUGAGUGGUGUUGGUGGGAGUAUUCUGAAUUCGAAGCCAAAGGGCUGGUUCGGGCUUACGACCCGUGUUUGGGUCCGUAUUCUUCUUGCUGAUAUGGAGUUCCGAAAGAGAGUCUGGUCCCUCUACAAUCCCGAUACUGGGUACACAGAAGAACUGGAUGAUAGUUCUGAUAUUGUGGUUCCACAAGAUGAUUAUGGGCUUUAUGCUAUCGAUAUUUUAGAUCCCUCAUUUUGGAUAAAAUUGUUACAAGUGACGGAUGUAUACCAUUUUCAUGACAUGAUCGACAUGCUUAUUAAGUGUGGAUACAAGAAAGGAACAACAUUGUUUGGAUAUGGAUAUGACUUCCGCCAAAGCAAUAGAAUUGAGCAGGCCAUGGAUGGUCUCAAGGAAAAGCUGGAGGCUGCAUAUAAGGCUUCAGGGGGUAGAAAAGUCAACCUUAUAUCACACUCCAUGGGUGGGUUGCUAGUAUCAUGUUUCAUAUCCCUCCAUUCCGAUGCAUUUUCCAAGUAUGUGAAAAAAUGGAUAACCAUUGCAACCCCUUUCCAAGGUGCACCCGGAUAUGUCAAUGAUUCUCUGUUAACCGGAUUACAGUUUGUGGAGGGACUUGAAAGCUACUUCUUUGUGUCAAGGUGGUCAAUGCAUCAACUGUUGGUGGAAUGCCCAUCAAUAUAUGAGAUGCUCCCAAAUCCCGAGUUCCAAUGGAAAAAGCAACCUGAAAUUUUCGUAUGGAGAAACCGUUCAGAAAACGGACAAGAUUCAGCCAAACUGGAAACUUAUGACACAUCUGGUUGUGUGGGGCUGUUUGAAGAAGCAUUGAAGGGCAAUGAGAUAGAGUACAACAAGAAGACAAUACCUUUGCCAUUCAAUUCUUCCAUCUACAAAUGGGCAGCUACUACACGCAAGAUGCUAAACAGUGUGCAGCUUCCCCAAGGGAUUGAUUUUUAUAACAUUUAUGGAACAUCAUUGGAUACCCCUUUUGAUGUUUGUUAUGGGUCUGAAACUGAUCCAGUCAUUGACCCAUCUGAGAUAUGCCAUACAUUACCUGAAUACUCAUGUGUGGAUGGAGACGCAACAGUUCCCGCUGAGUCAGCAAGGGCAGAUGGAUUCCCAGCAAUAGAAAGGGUGGGAAUACCCGGUGCUCAUCGGGCACUAUUAAGAGAUGAAACCGUAUUUGAAUACAUACGCAAGUGGUUAGGACUCGAAGAACAAAGCAGUACACGUGUUAGGACCUCCAAAGUUAUUGAUGUUGGUUUGGCUUGAAGCUUGUUUAGCUGUGUAGUGGCAUUUGGUUCAUGAAUCAUGAUGAUAGUUGUUGUUUUGUAUCUUAGCAAUUCAUGUUCUUGAUGAAUAAGAGGUCAGUUCAUUGUUCUUUUAGCUGAAACAUCAUACUUUGAUGGGAUUUUUUUCACUUUGUACAAAUACAAUAAUAAACCAUAGUAUGUAUUGUAUAUUGAUUGUAUAGAAUGAGGUACAAGGGAUCUCUAUAGAUAAAAGUUACAUAUAGGUACCCUCUACACGAAGAUUAUUAUAAACAUGGCUAACCCUUUCUAAUACGCCCCCACAAGCUAAGGGCGGUCAACGACGUGUAGCUUGGACCAUAGGAUGAAAAAUCUAGGAGUUGGCAAUGGUUUUGUGAACAUGUCUGAUCGUUUGUGGAUGUAAAUUGUACAUGAAAACUCCCCUCAACAACUUUUCUGUAAUAAAGUGGAAAUCAAUUUCCAGGUACUUUAUGUGAGCAUGGAAGAUAGGAUUGGUAGACAGAUAAGUUGCACUCAAAUUGUCAUGCUAUAGAAUGGGAGCUGAAGGUGUAUGGCCAUAGAGUUCAUAAAGAGGAGCUUGGAGCGAGGUAAAUUUGCAUGCUGUGUUGGUAAAGGUUUUGUACUGGACUCACCGGAGGAUCGAGAAACUUUUUGUAACUGGGUAGACAAAGAGAUGAGGUUAAAAC